Messenger RNA from Coregonus sp. 'balchen', 4130 nucleotides. NCBI's taxonomy places the organism in Eukaryota, Metazoa, Chordata, Actinopteri, Salmoniformes, Salmonidae. The record is from the annotation of a GenBank genome assembly.
GAGAGAGAGUGAGAGAGAUAUCAUUUGGAGACGUUGGUACAGUGUGCACUGUUCACUUGGUUUUGGGGAGUGAAUCAAACAGCCAUGGUGAUAAAAGUCUUCAUAGCGUCAUCCUCUGGAUCGACAGCGGUAAGAAACCUCGAGUAUUGCGUAAGCUUUGUAGCCUAUUGACCGUUUAUGUUCAUUUUCUUGGCGAAUUCAAAUGACAUGUAUUUGCAUGAUUAGGUAGGUGUGGUGGGCUCAUACGAGUGAGCAAUUGCUCUGUUGUAGCUACGCAGAUACUAUCAUGUGUAUUAGGCUCUAUCGAGUAUUGAAUGAGCAUCGACAUAAACUUGUUUUGAAAGUUCUGCAAGUUGUGCAUGGGAUGUCCCAAGCAAUAGAGUAGAAGCUGGGACUGACAGCUGCACAAAUACACUAGAUUCUAAAGGCUUCUCAGCAUGACAAUGCAUAUUGUAAUGGCCCUAAAACAAGUAGGACCUGCCAUUUGGGCAGAUAUUGAUUUGUCAUAUGACUAUUAUUGUAUUAAUUUGUAUAGUGUUAAUAUAGUAUUAGCACAAUACUAUGAUUGUAUUGUAUCUAAAAUGCAUUUACAACACAGUAUAAUAAAAAAGAGGUUACAUAGUCACGUAUUUGUUGUCUAUAGGAAUAGCAGUCUCUUACUACUGCUCAAACCCAUCUGUGUUGGAGUAUUUUUAUGAGUGAGCAUGCAGACAAGAAUGUUUAGGUGAAGCACUUGGUGAAACAUCUCAGAUUUUUUCAAGCAACUGUUUUUGUCCAAGUGGUGAGGGUGAGGGGUCAGGCUUAACUAGACUCUCCCAGCAGAUGUUGACUCCCUCACCACCACCUUCCUCCAUUUUCCUGUCCCACCACUCCUUCCCUACAUACUGUAAAACAACACGCCUAGCCUAUAGGACCGUUGCCAGUGGUGUUCUGGGCCAGAACAGCUGGACAGGAUCAGUCUUUGGACAUCUGAGCUUCAUACCUCACCCAAUUACAGUACAUCACCCUCUAAAGAAUCAGUCAAAAAGCACAACGGCUACAGAACAACUGCCUCAGCCAACCUCAUAAUUAUCUGGUCUGAAAGACGGAUAUUAUUGCUUACUGUGAAUUUGCAAGUCACAACCAUGACCAUACAGAAAUAGUUAUCUAUACAGAAUUGUCUAGCCAGGCUUCUUUGUGUACAAGAGUUGACAACAUGUUUCAUCUAUAUAAUUUGAUGUCAUAUUCCAAAGUAUUCUUCCUCUAAUUCUUAAAUAAACUCAUGCAGCGCUGAGUUUAGACAGAACAGAAGUGGUAGCAUGGGAACACUGGGCUCUCCUCCUGCUGCCAUAUUUGGUCUGUGCCUGACUUCUUAGCUGAUCCUGGUUGUGGAGAGGCCUUAUUGGGUCUGUCUCAGUCCUCAGGCUCUUCUGCAGAAUGCAGCCCAGCUGCAGAGGCUCUGCAAAGUGAACAGAGGCUUAUCUCCCUAUACUCCACCCAAACAGUAUUGUUAUUGUAUCAUUAUUACAUUAACUAAUUGAAUAUCUAUAUCCCCUCUCUGCCUGUAGAUUAAGAAGCAGCAGCAAGACAUCAUGGGUUUCCUAACUGUCAACAAGAUUGACUUUGAGGAGUGUGACAUCGUCACUAGUGAAGACAACAGGAAGUGGAUGAGGGAGAACGUACCUGAGGACUUCAGACCAACGACGGGUGUCCCCCUGCCUCCACAGAUAUUUAAUGAAGAACAAUACUGUGGGGUGAGUGUUGUACUGUAAAGACCCCUUCACAGCCCGGUACCUUUUGUAACAAUUUGUGUAAUAACCUAAUGAAACACACUUAGUGAGACCGCUUCCCUUGUAUUGUCAUUGCAGAACUAUGAGGCCUUCUUUGAUGCCCGUGAGGAGCAUGCAGUGUAUGCCUUUUUGGGCCUAACAGCCCCUCCAGGCUCCAAGGUAAAGACAAUGGUCUUAUGGACAUACUCAGUCUGUCACAACCACACACAGAGUAACAUACGAAUGUGCACGUGACCAGUCCGUCUACUUUUAAUUGAUUGCUUGUUGUUUUGAAGUGAACCUUACAGUGCUGAAUUUGUAGCUUACUAAAAAAAAUAUGGUCCUAAAUUGCCCUCUGGCCCUAGCUGUAUACAGCCAUUAUAACAUGACUGGAAUGCUAUUUUUGGCCAAUGGGUAUGUGUGGCCUAAUUAACUGUUCUAUCCGUUGAGGGAAGAGUGUCGCGUAAGAGUGAUGACAUCUGACGUAAGACAAUGAUAAUCAACCCCACAGUUAGACUACAACACAAUCAGUGUAUAAGUUACAUUUGUCCCAAAAAGAAGCUCAAUGUCACGCCCUGACUCAGGGGACUCUUAUAUGUUGAGUCAGGGUGUGUAUAUUCUUUGUUGUGUAUGUUCUAUGUUGUUUUUCUAGUAGGUGUAUAUCUAUGUUGGCCGGUGUGGUUCCCAAUCAGAGGCAGCUGUCGCUCGUUGUCUCUGAUUGGGGAUCAUACUUAGGCAGCCUAUUGGCACUAGUGUGUCGUGGGAUCUUGUUCCGGUUAAGGUUUGUUGUGUGUCUACCUUAGGACUUCACGUUUCGUUUAGUUUAUUGUUUUGUCGUGUGUUUAUUAAGUUUAAUAAACAUGUACGCAUAUCACGCUGCGCCUUGGUCUGACCCGUCAUUCAACGAACGUGACACUCAAAAGCAUUUGACUAACACACGGUAGAUUACGAAAUGUAAAUUCAUGUUCUGGAGGAAGGUUUUUGUGGCAUGUUAUUAUGCUAAAUCUAUGCAAUUCAUCUCCAUGUGUUGAACACGUGUUUAGUAUCUGGUUCAACUGAGGCUUUAGCUUUAUUUUUAGAUUUCUACCUGUAGUACUUCUCUCUGAGGUCUCAGAAUGUAUGUUAAAGGGCCAUUAUGCAAUGACUGUGAGUUUUAAAGCGGCAAUCAGCAGUUGCAACAUUAACAACCCGUUUUCCCCGUCCCUGAUUCGGUAGAAAGCUGAGGGAUGGAGCUGGAGAAAUGUAACCACUCUCAAAUUCACAGACAGUGGUAUGGAUGCAAUGACUGACAAUCCAUUAUAUAAAAAUUCUAGUUUUAACCAUGUUUUGAGGCUAUAUAGUGUUUACCCUGUUUACAAACAUUGGAGUAAAACAAGCUUAUAUUUUGGGUUCUGAUGGGGUACGACAAUUGAACUAAGCUCAUAAGGCAUUUAUACAUUAUAAUCUUCAAGAAUCAACAGGUACAUAUAAUUAAUGUAUAAGUCCAAAAAUGGAUGUUGCAAAAUGCAGAUUGCCCUUUUAAUGAUUGUUUUGCUUUUUGUCCAGGCAAAAUAUAAUAAAUAUCUCACAAAAGACGAAUGCAAUACAAAUUGAUUCACAAUAACAAAGUAGUUGAUGAUUCACAAUAACAUUGUUGAUCCUACAGGGUGAGUAGUUAAUUGUAGUUAGUUGUAAGAACUCAAUGUUGCUUUGAAUUCCCAGGCAGUGUUUCCUCUUUUACCAUGUAUUUCACAGCACUGUUGCACAAUAUAGAGGCAAUGAAUGCUGACCUGCUUUUAAGCUGCAAGUCCAGACUGUUCUGUUGGCUACUUUACUAUAUCAUUACAACACUUACACACAAUUGUGGUUUUAAAAUGACAUAAACAUUUUGGUGGAAGCAUAAUUACAGUUGGUCUCAACCCUGGUUUUGUAUCAUUUUCUUAGCACUGUUUUCAUACCACCCACAGGAAGCAGAGGCCUUGGCCAGACAGGAACAACAGUAGCCGUAUGGUUUUGGUUAGCGGACCACAGUGCCCUCUCCUGGCUUCUUCCAGUCAGCUCUACAGCAGCUUGCCAGUGCUCUUCUGGAACACGUCUUCUCAGACCAAUCAUAGAGCUUUAUUUUUUGUGAAAGGUAAUCAGACUGGUAUCCAAUUGACCAACAGAGCAUGGCCAAAUGUUGUGUUGUUUGACAAUGUCUUUAAAGUGGUAACCUUGUACUGUUUCAAUAGUUCAAGCCAAUGCUGGGCAGUAUCCAGUGUUCAAUAUGAUUUUGAAAUCAAGGCGGAAUGAGUUCCCAAAUACUAGGCAUUUAGUAGAUCAUAUAGACAUACUUUGCACAUAUGAGAAUAUUUAAUUCAAUGAGAUAUUUUUCAUGUUUGAUAAUAAAAUAGUGUUACUUUA